This is a messenger RNA of Aphanomyces astaci, 1522 nucleotides long. RefSeq lists its product as hypothetical. The transcript has a single exon. Bases 20 to 1471 code for a protein of 483 amino acids. NCBI's taxonomy places the organism in Eukaryota, Oomycota, Saprolegniomycetes, Saprolegniales, Verrucalvaceae. The record is from RefSeq and is a predicted model, not a curated record.
AUCAAUCCCAAUUUUCAAAAUGCUGCGAUUGUUCUGUGUCGUUGUCGGAGGUGUCGGUAGUCCUUUCUCCGUGACUGUCCCUGAGGAUGAGGUCGUCGAUGGUCUCAAGGAGCAGAUCGCGAUCAAGAAGAAGUACCAAUUUCCACCCGAUGAAUUGGACCUGUAUAUGGCGACGAAUGGUGCCGGAUUCUCCACCAUGGACGCACAAGCGGUGACACUCCACCGUCUGCAUGGCGACCUUGAAGCGAAUCUGCGAGCCUUCAAGAAGAUGGACCCGUUGCUUUCAAUCAAGAAAGUAUUUCGAGGCACUUUUCCACCAAACAAAGAACAAGUGUACGUGUUCGUGGUCGUCCCCAAGCAUGCCGUGGCUGCCCCGACGCGGCGAUUGUUCUGUGUCGUUGUCGGACGUGAUGGGGGUCCUUUCUCCGUGACUGUCCCAGAGGAUGAGGUCGUCGAUGGCCUCAAGGAGCAGAUCGCGAUCAAGAAGAAGUACCAAUUCCCAGCCGACGAAAUGGAUUUGUACAUGGCGACGAGCGGUGCCGGGUUCUCCAGCGCAGGCGCAUCAGCGGUGACACCUUACAACCUUUAUGACCUGCGAACCUUCACGAAGAUGAACCCAUUGCUUUCAAUCAAGAAACUGUUUGGAGGCACUUUCCCACUAACCGAAGAACUCGUCUACGUGUUCGCGGUCACCGUCGAACCAGAAGAGGUUGGUGUGAGUCCACGCAAGGUACACCAAAGAGACCAGAGCUAUUUGGCGAUAUCGGAUAUGUCGACGGCUACCGUGGUUGAGUUGGGGUACCGCUUGGAAUCAACCAGCGUGCCAGCAAUUGAAGCAUCCGCGACACUGAGUAUUCCCGACUUCGAGUGGAUCGAAAAAUUGGGUAAGUGGGAUCCGACCAACAUCCAGAAAUACCAGCAAUACGUUGCCGACAUGCUGCGGGACUUUCUGGAUCUGGCAGUGAAGACUACAGUUCCCUGUGAUCUCGACGCCCGUUUGAGCAAAUGCCACCGCGAGCUUAAAGGAGCGUCAGACUUGUACGUCAUCCCACAUGCAUGUGGAGACUUACUUGGCCGAAGCGAUGUGGUGGUGCUGAUGGAGUUGACACAAUCGGAGAACCUUUCGGAACAAGAUGUCGCUCGGACGGUGGGGUGUAUGCUGGCAGCGAACACCAUCUUCGACAAGGAAGUGUAUCGACCUACUCCUGUCGGCGUGGCGACGAAUCUGCGGGACGAAUGGCUUCUAUUUUGGGUUGGCCCACGCGGCCAGAUUUGUAUGGCCGGUGUGGACAGCAACAACGAGAAACUCUCCCGGGAGACUGCGUGGCAUUACAUUCGAAAGCACUGCGCAUACGUCAAUUCCAUUUACGAAUCCCGAUUUACCAAGCGUGAAACCGUCAUUGACGAAUCCAAAUCUCCGACACCACAUCCUGUGUUUGGGGGCAUCAAUGCGGGGUUUUUGACCAAGUAGUACCAUCUUGGAGGAUGAAGACAACAGUAACUUUGCAUAACGUGACUCGGA